Molecule: messenger RNA, 960 nt
Organism: Clavispora lusitaniae ATCC 42720
Lineage: Eukaryota; Fungi; Ascomycota; Pichiomycetes; Serinales; Metschnikowiaceae
Source: RefSeq, a predicted model, not a curated record
AUGUACCUUUUGGCCAUCUUCAAAAGAUAUACCUUUUGGCCAUCUUCUGAAGACAUCGCUCCCCGUCUGCCUAAUCAGAUCCUAACCGGUUUAAUCAUACUAUGUAUUAUCAUCUUAGGACUAUGUAGUGACAGAUUUGCCAUACCCAAGCGUACUCUUGCACUUUACGCAAACCUCUUCUCUCUCUUGGAGCGCACGUCGGACUUUUUCUGUUCCACCUCGUCUCUCGACGCAUUGUAUGUCACAUUCGUGUCCUGGUUCAUGGGGUUUUCAGGCGACUUUUGGAAUUCCUUGAACACCAUGUUCUUGAUCUGCUGCAACCUCAACCCAGGAUUCUCCUUCCUGAUCUCGGGGGUUCUUCUUUCUUCAAACGCCGCAAAUGCAGCCUUCACUCUUCUUUCAGGGUGUCUGUCUAUAUCCUUGUUGGCCACACCUCCGUCGCGUCCCGUCAAUGCCAAAGCUUCCAAAGCAUCGUCAAUUCCAGAAGCACUCAACUCUCCCUUGUUCAGAUCCCAGUCCAAGAAAUCAUCAAUCUUGCCUGUUCUCUUGGCUGCAACUUUGGCGGCACCUCUUUGUUUUUCUUUUAGAGGCUUAGCAGGCAUGGCUGCCUCCUCGGCUGCUAAGAGAGCCUCUCUCUCGGCCUUCUUUCUUGCAGCCUCCUCCUUCUUGAACUUCUCUUCCUCUUUCUUCUUAUUGCCCUUUUUGGACCCAUCCUCCCAAGCGGCAGCUUCUUCUGCCUCGGCUGCGCUAGCAGCUGCCUGCUUUUUUUUGUUGGCAGCAUCGGCUUUUCUGGCAUUGCCAGCAGCUUUUUUCGAAUUUUCUCCUCCUUUCUUGGCCAUGUUCUAUCGUUGGUGGUACGCGAUCUUCUCCAGUAUGAUACUCUUGGGUGGUGGGUGUGCACGUGACUUUUUCGAUCUCGGAGAAGGCUCUAGCAACAGAAGGAAGAAUACAAUACCUUGA